Molecule: messenger RNA, 6478 nt
Organism: Vombatus ursinus (common wombat)
Lineage: Eukaryota; Metazoa; Chordata; Mammalia; Diprotodontia; Vombatidae
Gene: MAFK
Product: MAF bZIP transcription factor K
Exons: 3
Coding region: 1525-1995 (156 amino acids)
Biological process (GO): regulation of transcription by RNA polymerase II
Cellular component (GO): nucleus
Molecular function (GO): DNA-binding transcription factor activity, RNA polymerase II-specific; RNA polymerase II cis-regulatory region sequence-specific DNA binding
Source: RefSeq, a predicted model, not a curated record
UAGAUACUGAAGCCUGUUCCUUUUCGACAUGGAAAAGUUUUUCAGCACUUUCCCAACAGGUCGGUCACUGGGGCAGUUUGAGCAGUGCUGAUUCCUGACUGUUUUCUCUGAAGCCAUUUUGACUUCUGGUACCAGGUCGGAGGGGGAAAGGUCUCAGAAAAGUGUGAUGUCAUGUCACACUGAUAGGAAUAAAUUCAAAAUCCCAGAACAGGUUUCUUCCCAUUUGUCGAUAAUCAUUCCACUACAACCUCUCCCAUUUCAUUCAUACAUAGCCUUUCUCACAAUCUGAAAGUAGCCCUAAGAUGCCCAUCUGAACCUUUUUUCUAGUAUGAUUCUACUCAUUUUCCUGGUGAGUGUAUGUCAUUAGCAUGCUCAUAGAGAGUGCAGUCGUGUUUUUACUAAGGGCUGUUCUGUUGGGGUUAUUCUUGUAGGUUCUCUUCUGAAGCUCUGAUUGUACUACAUCCUUUUCCCUAUUUCUUUAUAACUCUACAAAAGAGAGUCUUCUGGAGACAAGGUGCAGAAAGGACAGAUGGAGAAAGAGUAGAAUGCAAGAUCAGAGGGCAGAGGGUCCCAGGUGCUGCUGCAGCCAAGGGAUUCUGUGCCGGGGGCUCAUUUAUCACAGCUUGUCUCCUGGCAAGUCUGUGCUGCAGGAAUGAAAGUGAGACAGAUGAAGGGAGAUCAAAGCAGGCGGAGAAAAUGGAAAAGUACCCACCCUGUCUAGUCCGUAUCAAAAAUAGAGAUUUUAAUGUGGCCGCAUCAUUUGGAGUCAGAGGAUCCUCUCCAUCUCCAAGGUCUAACUCUCUGAUUCUUUUUCUUCCAUCACAUUUUGUCUAGCAUCUAGGUGCAGGUGGGGAAUAUUAAGGGAGGGAAGUGGCAGCCUGUAUAUUAGUUGUCUGUGCUCAGGCUUGCCAUCAAGCCUAGUUCAUACCUUCCCUCUUGACCCCUUGGCCCUUUGGCCCCUUCCCCACUUGUUUGGGGAUAUGAAUAAGUUUGUUUACUGUCUGUCGACCUCGUGAUGUCUUUGCACAGACAUGACCCAAAGUCAUCAUUCCUUUUGGGCUUCUCUGUUUCCAUGACUACCAUCUCAGGGUUGGCUACUUUCCCAAGGUCACCAUGGCAACUAUCAGAGGGGAAUCAUGCUUGGGAUGCUUUGGAUGGGUUUUUCAUGAAUGAUUAGAAUGUGUGACACAAUGCAGACGUGAAAAUGAGAAGGGAGGGUGGAGGGGACUGGUUGGUGGGUGGCUGGGGGGAGAACUCCCGCCAGACAGUCUGUGUGCUCCCUCCAUACACCCAGUGCUGCUGCUGCCCAUCUCACUCUCCAGCUACAGGCUUCGAAAUCCAGCUCAUUGACUCCCUUGCUCAUCAGGGACCACGGGGUAGUCUCAGCCGGAGUCCUUCCAUGCUCUUCAGAUCGUGGGGUCAGGAUGUUGGGGGCAGCAUAGGAAGAGGUGAUGUCACAACUGCAGUGCCCUUUUCCGUGUUGCAUUUUCCAAUCAGUUCUGUCCAGGUGACUGUGCCCAGGUUAUGACGACUAAUCCUAAACCAAACAAGGCAUUAAAGGUCAAGAAGGAGUCAGGAGAGAACGCCCCAGUGCUCAGUGAUGAUGAGCUGGUGUCGAUGUCUGUGCGAGAGCUCAACCAGCACCUCCGGGGCCUCACCAAGGAGGAGGUAAUCCGCCUGAAGCAGCGUCGGCGCACACUCAAGAACCGAGGCUAUGCCGCAAGCUGCCGCAUCAAGCGGGUGACCCAGAAGGAGGAGCUGGAGCGGCAGCGGGUGGAGCUGCAACAGGAAGUGGAGAAGCUGGCCCGAGAGAACAGCAGCAUGAAGCUGGAGCUGGAUGCCCUGCGCUCCAAAUACGAAGCGUUGCAGACGUUCGCCCGCACUGUGGCCCGUGGACCCAUUGCUCCCACCAAGGUCGCCACCACCAGCGUCAUCACCAUUGUCAAAUCAGCUGAGAUUUCAUCCACCUCGGUGCCCUUCUCAGCUGCAUCCUAGUGCUCCAGGCAGCUACUGGUUAGAGGGUGGGCAGGGUGAGGGCGGGUAGGACUGGCAGCCCUUUGAGAAGGGGAUGGGGAAAUGUCUCUUGUGUUUGGUUAGAGUCUCUUCAGUCCUGUUGAGUCGAUGUGUCUCCUCAAAAACAGUGCAAACUACCUGUAAAGGGACCCUCAAUGGCUGUUUCACAGUGGCCUUUGAUGGUUUGUGACAGGAAUUUGAGCUUGGGUGUAGGAUAAGGGAAAGACCUUUUGUAGAACUACCCCAUUCAACCCCCCCUUCCUGUUUCACCCUCCUUCCCCAUUCCCAGACCUUUCUUUCCACCCCUUUGUGACUAUAGCAGAUCUUGUUAUUGAGGAAAAGUUUAUUUCUUGAGGUGCCUCUUGGACAUUUGGCAGCCAGGAAAUGUAUAUGGGACCCCAAGAUUCACCAUACAAGGGACCAUUACUCCAGCAGAUUCCUCUGUCAGCCUAUGGCAACUAUUGUUCAAGGGGACCUCUGCACCAUCUCCUUGCCCACCUGAAGACGCAGCAUCACAUCUGUUUUGUGCUUACAAUGAAACUUAAGUGGUGACUCUGUAAACAUGAUCUAUUUGAGAUGUACCAGUUAGAGAAGGCUCUCAGUUUUUAGCUCAUAUUUUCAACAGUUUAACAUAUUUUCAACUUUCUUUCCCCCUCCCCCCAGUCUCUCCUCUACCCCACCUCUCUCCGCUAUGUCCCCCAGUCAUGAGGAAUAAAUUUUCAGGUUCCUGACAUGACUAAAUGCCUGGCUUCCCUCCCUGAGCAAGACCUGAACAGAAGGCAUGUAGUGCAGCUUAAUUCUUCCAGGUGUUCCACAUUUAGAAUGCACUUACAGCCCUGUUUUAGCAGUUAGCUUAGGAUUCCCUGGUGCUCCAAUAAAGGAGGUGUGGAAAGUAUUAGGUAGGCUUUCGUGUGUGUGCUCACGCACACGUGUGUACAGGAUUCCCCAGGGGAGAUAUCAUAGCAGUAUUACCGGGCAGAAACUGAGCAGUGGCAAGAGAAUGUCUGUUCCACAGAGGACUGAUUGAGUACAGAGGUGUUAUUUAAGGAGUAACAAAGUGUUCAGGAUGGUCUCCAGAGAAUAACCAGCAGGAGAGAGAGCUUCAGCAGGAAGGAAGUAGCAUGUGUGCUGGGCAAACCAGGACACCUUGACACCCCCUUGUAUGCAAACGGGGUGACUGCUGUGGAGCACUGGGAGGCAAAAACAGUCUCGUCUUGUUCCAGUGGGGAGCCAUCCAUCACGGGACCAGCUGCCAAAACAGCAGGCAGGUCAUUGGGCACUGGGAGAGAGGAGGGAAGCUGAGAGGAGGAGCCAGCGUACUUGUUCAUUGAUUUAGAGCAGAUCUGCAGGUAGGCAUUUCAGAGCUGAUGUCAGCUUCCUUACUGCUAUGUGAAUAGUGUCUUGUGUUCUAGGCAUCUGCUUGUGGUCAGCUCUUCUCCAUGUAAGUGAGAACACCGAGUCUCUGAAACAUGGUAAUUUUGAGGGGCCCAGAGAGGAAAUACCGAAAAGAAGGGUUUUUGUUGGGGAGAAGAACAUAAGCAAACCUUUGGUUCCAAGGAAAGGAUGUGAGAGGGAUUAAAGGUGUUGUGGAGGAGGCGGGGGGAGAGAGAGGAAUGGAGGCAUCCGAUCACUGAUGCUCUGGCCUGGUGUUUGGUAGCUGAAAGACUUUGGUGCCAGUAGAGAUGUUGUCAUGUACAGUACACUUGACAUCGUGGUUCCUGUUAGAGAUGAGACAGGAAGUAGCCUUGUGUGAGCCAACAGAGUGGUGUAGGGAGCCGAUAGGGCCUAGAGAGGAAGGGGUCAAGGGUAAAGGUUAUCUUGUGUCACUGAAAGAAAUAGAAAAUGAGUGUUACAGAAGAGACUAGAAUGUGGUUGGAGGAAGUUAUUGUUGUCUUGAUUGACUAAAGAAGGUAGAUUGUGCACUCUGGAGAGGAAGUAUGUUUUGAACUUGAUUACUGAAAGUUUGAGGUUUACCAGGUGGAUCCUUGAGAAUCUAAUUGUGCUCUUUUUCCACUGCAUUAAAGAUGAGGGGAAUCUGUGCAACCUUGGUGCUCAAACAUCGUCUGAAGCCUUUAACUUGCUUUUUCUUUCCUGAGCAACUGAGCCAUCAAAGAUCUCACAGUAAUGUUUUCCUGUGGCUCCUUCCCAAUGGAGAGUAGUAAAAGCAACCUCAGAACACUUUCUGGAUGACUUUAUUAAACAUUUGGGAAGGUGUUUAUUUAGCAUUACUACUUCCAUAUCUUCCACCUCCCCUGCUAAUAGAUUGCUGUUGACUGUUAAGGUUGGGGAAUGAAACUGAAUUAGGGUCACAUUCCCUGGUCAAGAAGCAUAUUCUACAAAGUUCUCUGGAUCAACUAAGUGCUCUGGUCUACCAGGUGCAGUCUGGAUUCUUUAUGUGUAGAUACCUGUAUGUUUGUCUAUGGGGUGGGAGGUGGGGAAGAGGAAGAGUGGAAUGUGACGCCUAUCGAUUGACUUUGGGUAAGCUUAAAUAUACCACAGCCCAAGAGCAACCCUGCGCGUGGAGAAAGCUUUGUUGGGUUCAUCAGAAAGAAACCUUCCUCCCACCCCAUUUCCCCAGCUCCCUGCUCCCAUUUCCCUCUUACUGUACUCCCCCCACCCCUAAACAAAACAAACAAGCUGCAGAGGACCUUAAGGGUCCUUAACCACAUAGGGAGGCUAUCAUAGGAGUGACACAGGCCCCAAGGGCUGAAUCUUCAUUCUGUGUCUCUGCUGUUGGAAUAAAACAAGAAGUAUCUGAACUUCUCCAGUGGCACUGCCAUGUGGCUGAAUAGUUUUCCAUUUCCUGGAAGAGUGCCAAAGGGUUUGGCCAAGCUGAGAGCCAGGUCUCUACCAGUAGGCACUUGGAUUCUUCCAAAACAAGAGGCCUGAGUGUUAAUAAAGCUGUUGAUACCAUAGCCAUGGUAGGUAAUCCAUAUUGGAUAUCAAUAAGGACCACGUGGAAAUAUUUAAAGAGAGAGAGAAAAAAGUAAAUAUAUAUAUAUAUAAUUAUAUACACAUUUUAUCGUACAGAUUUUUCGUAAGCAAAAUUAACUUUUUUUUCAAGUUUGAUACUGUAAAUCUUUAUUAAAAAUAAUUGUCAGGUCAGGAGUCCCUGACCUGGCAAUUUGACCUGGGGGUAGAGAAUGGGAGUGUCUUCCCUUCUUUUUCCCUAACUCUUCUGCAAAUGAGUCAUAACCACAGGCUCUAUGGAAGGAGGGAUCUGUUGGCUGCUCCCCACACCCAGUUUUCCCUCUUCCAUUCUGAUUAGGGCUCUGGCUUUAAGGCCCAUGCAUUCUAAAUUCUAUUCUGCAUGACAUUCCUUUUGAACCACUGCCCUAGGCUUGGGGGAUGACCCCAACCAGGGCUAUAACUCCCACCAGAUGUCAUGCCCUGGCAUUUCAUUCCCCAGGUGCUCCAACCAAAUCCUCUCCCCCACCCUGCAGUCUGCUCCACAGAUACCCCUCCCAAGCAACAGUAUUUCCUGUCAACCCCCUUUUUCCAGGGUGGGUUUCAUUCUGAACUUCUGGUGUCCAAGGCUGGAGUGUUUCUGUUCUCCUUGCUUGUGAUACACAGUAAAGGCAGGUAGGUUUUUAGUAUUGUUGUUGUCACCUUUUUCACACAUUGUUGAUGCCCCCUCAGGAUGGGAGGGACAAUGCUGUGCAUGGAUGAGUCAAUUUUUACAUUGAAUUUUUGACCUGUAAACCCCUUUCCAGAAUGCAGGGUGGACGGCUAGAGACAUAUCCAAAAGUUAUAGUAGAUCAAUAGCUGUGCUUGCCUGGUCACCUGAAGGAAUUUUGGAAGUGUGGGCAGACAGCUGAUCAACUCUUGAAAUCUGAAGCUGUAGGCUGAGUAGGGAGCAGUGCAUUUAGUGGAAGAGGAAGAGAAAGCAAGGCACCUGGGGGUGGGGUGGGGGCAAGAGGAUAGUGCUAAGAGAGUUUGAUAUCCCCUGGAGAUGAUGUUGGGCAUAGGCUGGCCUGGGAAAGAGGUGACAUUUUUUUCUCUCUCUCGCCCUCCCUUUCAAAUCAUUGAAACUUCAUUGUCACAAUUUUAAUAUUUUGGUUUUCUUUUUUAAUUUAAGAAAAGAAAGUCCAUGACCUUUUUGUAACGUGGAUUUGUUUUCCUUUUUCUCUUGUGCUUUAAUCUUCUGGGACCUUUCCAUAGAAGGCAAUUCCUUUGCUUACAAUGAUAGGGACAGUCUGUUUAAGUUUUUAGCACCAGCUCAUUCUGUCCUCUGUGGUUAUUCAAUAAUUUCAUUUCAAUAUUUAUUUUUGUGCUGCUUUUUUAUUAUAAUAUAAAUUAUUGAGAAUAUACCAAGUAAUGUGGAUUCCUGUUUGUAUGGCGUAUAGCCCAGUGUUUGUGUCCAUCACUUUUCUCUUCUGACAGCCACAACGUAAUUUAUUGCUGUACAUUUAGCUGCUGUGACUGGUUUUGUACCUUUCCAAUAAAGCAUUUUUCUGGUUUUGGA